Molecule: messenger RNA, 1480 nt
Organism: Formica exsecta
Lineage: Eukaryota; Metazoa; Arthropoda; Insecta; Hymenoptera; Formicidae
Gene: Zip102B
Product: zinc transporter ZIP9
Exons: 5
Coding region: 314-1147 (277 amino acids)
Biological process (GO): transmembrane transport; zinc ion transport
Cellular component (GO): membrane
Molecular function (GO): metal ion transmembrane transporter activity
Source: RefSeq, a predicted model, not a curated record
CGCUGCAUGAGUUCGCACCCUUAGAAUUGGUUUUGGUCUGUCAUCUGUCAAUCUGUCGCUUUUGUCGACUUUUGUGGCUAAAUUAAUCGAUGUCAAUGAAUAUCGCAUAUAAAUCAGCGAAUAAUAUCUUAUAUAUAUUCUUAUCUGUCAUAAAAAUUAUUACAUUGACAUGAUAGAUUAGUGUAUGACUGCAAAUUUAUAAUUUGAUUGACAGUUACUCAAUUAUUUCAUAUUGAUGUCUGACACGUAUAUUUUAUUUGUUAACAACAUAAUAAUGUAGAAAAUUAAUAAUUUCCAUCAGUAUUAAAUAAAAAUGGAGGAGAGAGCAAUGCUAUGGAUGCUUUCUCUUGUUAUGUUUGUUGGCUCUUGUGUAGCAGGAUCAUUGCCAUUAGUUAUAAAUUUGUCAGAAGAUAAGUUACAAUUAGUAUCAAUAUUAGGAGCAGGACUUCUCGUUGGUACUGCAUUAGCAGUGAUUAUACCUGAGGGUAUAAGAGCAUUAUUCACUGGUGGAAUUUUUAAUGAAAAAGGAUUAUAUAGUGAUUUACAUUCUUUAAUUGGAAUUAGUUUAGUACUUGGUUUUGUAUUUAUGCUUUUGAUCGAUCAAUGUUCAGCUAGAAAAAGUGGAGGAAGACAAAAAAGUAUUACAGCAACUUUAGGUCUUAUAGUACAUGCAGCUGUUGACGGAGUUGCAUUGGGAGCUGCUGCUACUACAUCUCAAGCUGAUGUCGAAGUGAUAGUUUUUUUUGCAAUAAUGUUGCACAAAGCACCAGCUGCAUUUGGACUCGUAUCAUUUCUUCUUCACGAAGGUGUAGAUAGAAAGAAGAUAAGUAGACACUUAUUAAUUUUCUCUCUUGCGGCACCAUGUCUUGCACUUGUGACAUAUUUUGGAAUUGGAAAAGAAGGAAAAGAAACAUUGAGUAGCGUCAAUGCGACUGGUUUGGCUAUGUUGUUUAGCGCUGGAACAUUUCUUUACGUAGCCACCGUACAUGUUUUGCCAGAAUUAAUGACAAGAAACAAUAAUUAUUCACAUUUGUCAAACAUCGAGGGUACAACGUCAUCUGCGACUGGACUUAAAGUUAAAGAAAUAUUAUUCUUGGUAAUAGGAUCAUUUUUACCCGCUUUGAUUACAACUGGACAUCAUCAUUGAUUAAAAUAAGUACUAUAUAAAGAAAAGAUUUUUUUUUUACAUCCGUAAUGUUUAAAAACAUAAUUAUUCUAACUUAUGAAGCUUUAUUCUUAUAACAUAAAAUUAUUUUAAGUUUAUAAGAAAUAUAUUGUUAAGAUCAACAUAAAUAUAUAUAUAUAUAGAAAAAGAUACAAGAACCACUGAUAGAUGUGCAUUCCACAGCGCAAGAGAUCUAUUUUUUUAUAAAGAUAUGAUUUUGAUUAUCAAAAAAUUUUAAACAUUCAAGAUGUAUAUAUAAUAUUUCUAGACUAUUUGAAUCUGUCUAAAUCUAAUAAAUAUAAUAAAUAUAAUAAA